Prionailurus viverrinus (fishing cat) is the source of this 7077-nucleotide messenger RNA. It is a transcript of the gene CSRNP2, whose product is annotated as cysteine and serine rich nuclear protein 2. The record is from RefSeq and is a predicted model, not a curated record. The transcript is spliced from 5 exons. The coding region runs from base 3085 to 4716 and encodes 543 amino acids. Gene Ontology annotation, molecular function: sequence-specific DNA binding; DNA-binding transcription factor activity, RNA polymerase II-specific. NCBI's taxonomy places the organism in Eukaryota, Metazoa, Chordata, Mammalia, Carnivora, Felidae. Gene Ontology annotation, cellular component: nucleus. Gene Ontology annotation, biological process: regulation of transcription by RNA polymerase II.
GGGACGCUUCCUUAAAAUACCUAGUUUAAACAGUAUGUUUGCACUUAAGCACUUUAUAUGUUCAUAAUCCUGGUAAUCACAAGGACACAUGGAUCCAAGGAAUUGAUAGUAUUUGAGAAUCAGCUGCAAUAUCUUGUAAAAGGAGAAACAGGGUCGGUCGUCUUACUCAGGUUUAUCCUAACAAUUAGCAGCAAGCCUUCCUUCCUCUAACCCAGCUAUGGAAGAUAACCGUGACGAUCUUACCAGAGAUUUUUGUCUCUUGACCUUUAGUAGAAGGUUGGGUUCCAGUGGAGUGGGGAGGCUUUCUCCCAUGAGAUAUGCCUUGUCUCGUCAUUUUAUACUCAUUUAAGAGAGAGGCCUUUGUUACCUAAACUUGGCGAAUAUACUCUGAACCCACAAAAUUAUUUCUGGACAGUCCCUCUUUUGCUAGUCUCACAUAAGCUGUUUUGGUUUUGGGGGGAGUGAUAGGAAUCCUACAGACGUGAAAAGGCUUAGAUCUAGUACUAAAAUGCACAUAUGCUGUAGAUCUUUAUUUGGUGCUAGCUUAAUAUCUUCUAUAUACUCUGGAUAUGAGUUAUUUCAUAUACCUUUGAGAAAUACUCAGACACACUUGAGAAAAGACCAUAAGGCAGAAGUAUGUAGCCAGAAAGUAUCAGCUGACCUUUCAUUUCACUGUCAUUAAAAAGCUUUUAUAGAGGUUUGCAUUGUUUUCUCCAAAAGCAUUUGUUGUUUGAGUUGGUCAUUUUGACAGUUAACUGUCAGUUAUGACCUGCAUUUCCAGUCUCACCUUCAUUAUUUCUGUCUGGGUUUAAGUGCUUGGAGUGUAACUUACAAGUGUUUCUCUUCAACACAGGCAUUGAUCCUUUGCCAAUGAAUGGUUGAGAGAGGUGGGCAUGACUGAUUUCUAAUUGUGGUUUGAAAAGAGGUUGAUUUGAUGAACUGGAAAGUGUGGAACCUAUUCUAGUUGCUUCUGUUGCAAAGAAAGGUCUCUUCAGGCCACUGUGGGAAGUGGAUGGGAGGUUUGUUCUUGAUGCCCAGGGAGUAUCUUUGCCUGACAAGUCGAGUUCACACCAGAGUUGGGUAAGGAAGGCUGGGUUGAAAUUUAAAUUUCUAUUGGUUGUCAGGACAGAGUUGAUGGAUUUUGUGUGUAUGUGUAUGUAUAUGUAUAUGUAUAUAUGUGUGUGUGUGUGUGUGUGUGUGUGUGUGUGUAUACAAAUAUAUGUAUAAAAUGGAGUGAAAAAGUGACGCAAACAGAUCCUGGGUAGCGUUAGGAGAGCUAAAUCAGUACGUACAUUAUUUACACAUAGAGCCGUAGGUUCAGAUUAUUCUCCGGCGUUUUAAGGAAAAUAUCUUUCUCCUAGGUUUCACAUCCUUUCUUUCUUCCCCCCCCCCCCCACCUCUUUCUUACCUGCCUUUUACGAUUGCCCAGAAGCCGCUCUUCCAGAAGUGGAAGUGGGGAAGACCUAGAAAAAGGGGCGAAGGAGAAUGGAACAAGUAGCCAGCAGUCCUCGCUGCACCAGAGGAAGUGUUACCCCUGAGGGCAGCUGGGUUAAGGCAGCGAGAAUUUUAAUCAUAAAGAUGAUUUUGGACCAAACCCAAACUCAUGCAGGGCAUGAAGAGAAAUAUUCAAAGGGAGCCCACAAUACUGGAAGCAAAGGGACACGGGAGGAAAGACCAGGAGCGCACAGUUUGCUUCCAGUCAGAGAUCCCCUCAUGCUUCCGGGCUGAGGAAAAGGCCACCUUCCCGGUAGCAACACUAAAGAUACCAGUUAAAACCGAAGCUGGACUGAGGCCCUUUCUCAAAAGAGCAGACUUUCAGCUCAGUCUGAGUUUUUAUGUGGUUGAUAAGAUUUUUAAGUGGGGAAGAAAAAAAGUCGGUUCAGUGGUCAACGGUAUUCUUUCUCUCUCUCUUUUUUUUUUUUAAACAUCACCCACACAAAUUCUCAGUCGGAAAGAUUACCUCCCCAUGUCGAAUGCAAGGAAGAAAUUUCUUAGUUAAUAGGUAUCUUUAAACCCAGCUGAAAUCUUAGCCCAUUAAAGAGUCCUUGGCGCUCUCCAUUCUUAAUAUGUACGAGGAACGUGACCUCUGAUGGUAAGAUCAGUAGCCCGAAGAACAGAAUCGAUACUUUGGGCUCCUUUUUGAAUUUCAUUACAAUUCUUAGCAAGCACUUGGUUAUUUUUUUUUCCUCCUGGCCAAGUGUAUUUCAGGAAUGUGCUUGUCUAGACCUAUGAUGGCUGAGGUUUCCUAGGUGCAUCUUGUGACUUGAAUACAGAAUUUUGAUGAGAUCUGCAUAGAGAGAUCAGGAAAUCUCUUCGCUAAAGUACUCAUUAGGUCUGGUUGACUAAGUAGAGCUGAUCCAGGAGCAGGCAAAUUGCUUCCGAGAGACUCAGUCCAGAAAAACAGCUCUGUAGCAGACAGCUUUUGACACCACAGUAUAUUCUGGGUAGCUGCUCUGCAGUAAUGCAGCCCUGUCUUUCUGGGCAGUGUUGUUAUUCCUGCUGCAUAAUUAGCAACUAGUGAGAUCAUAGUCUGGGGAGAUUCUGGCAUUACUGAGGCAAAGCAGGGAGGCUUCGUAUCGUCACAUGUGGCUCCGGCUCUGACAGCAUUUCUGUUUCGAGCAGAUUCAUAUUCUUGGGAACUUAGGUCCAAAGAUGGAGAAGGAGAGAGAUCUGUACCUGGGAAAUGGACUAUCCCUCGUGUGGCACGUUGAAAACACUGCCUGCCGUAUUGACUUUACCAGAGUCAAUUGUCACUUCUCUUGCUAUUUGUUUUCCCCUCGCUGGUUUCUUUACAGGGGGCUAAGAUUGUAAAGCUAAGUUUUCCUCGCACAGGGGAUGAUGACAGACCGGCCGAGCCCUAUUUUAUGGAGCUAUAUGAGAUCGGAAAAGCUUCUGGGUUUCGAAGGCAGUGCAGAUUCUAAUCUUCAGUCCAUUCUUUACAACCACAUUUGAUCUUUGUAGGAGGCCGGUGAGAAUCUUCACCCUUGUGAAGAUCUAGAAUCCUAAUGCGCCCGGCUGACUGGUGGUGAGCAGGGGCUUUGGGGCCAACGCCGUGGGCUCCCCAAGGAAACCCCUUUGAAACCAAUGGAUGCAUUCACGGGCUCGGGUCUCAAGAGGAAGUUUGAUGAUGUGGAUGUGGGCUCAUCAGUUUCCAACUCCGAUGAUGAGAUCUCCAGCAGUGACAGUGCUGACAGCUGUGACAGUCUCAAUCCUCCUACAACUGCCAGCUUCACGCCCACAUCCAUCCUCAAGCGGCAGAAGCAGCUGCGGAGGAAGAAUGUGCGCUUUGACCAGGUGACCGUUUACUACUUUGCCCGACGCCAAGGCUUCACGAGUGUGCCCAGCCAGGGUGGGAGCUCUCUGGGCAUGGCCCAGCGCCAUAACUCCGUGCGCAGCUACACGCUCUGUGAGUUUGCUCAGGAGCAGGAGGUGAACCAUCGGGAGAUUCUUCGUGAACACCUGAAGGAGGAGAAGCUCCAUGCCAAGAAGAUGAAGCUGACCAAGAAUGGGACGGUGGAGUCAGUGGAGGCCGACGGCCUGACCCUGGAUGAUGUUUCAGAUGAAGAUAUUGACGUGGAAAACGUGGAGGUGGAUGAUUACUUCUUCCUGCAGCCCCUGCCCACCAAGCGGCGCCGAGCCUUGCUGAGGGCUUCGGGGGUCCACCGCAUCGAUGCCGAAGAGAAACAGGAGCUUAGAGCCAUCCGCCUGUCACGGGAAGAGUGUGGUUGCGACUGUCGCCUGUACUGUGACCCAGAAGCCUGUGCCUGUAGUCAGGCUGGGAUUAAAUGCCAGGUGGAUCGCAUGUCCUUUCCGUGCGGUUGUUCCCGGGAUGGCUGCGGGAACAUGGCGGGGCGCAUUGAAUUUAAUCCGAUCCGGGUCCGGACUCAUUACCUCCACACCAUCAUGAAGCUGGAGCUGGAGAGCAAGCGGCAGGUGAGCCGCCCGCCAGCCCCGGACGAGGAGCCCUCACCCGCCGCUGGUUGCAGCCUGACGGGAGCCCAGGGCUCCGAGACACAGGACUUCCAGGAGUUCAUUGCUGAGAACGAGACAGCGGUCAUGCACCUGCAGAGUGCAGAGGAACUGGAGCGGCUCAAGGCAGAGGAAGACUCCAGCGGCUCUAGCGCCAGCCUGGACUCCAGCAUCGAGAGCCUGGGCGUGUGCAUCCUGGAGGAGCCUCUGGCCGUGCCCGAAGAGCUGUGCCCGGGCCUCACAGCCCCCAUCCUCAUCCAGGCUCAGCUGCCCCCGGGCUCCUCCGUCCUGUGUUUCGCCGAGAACUCAGACCACCCGGCCGCCUCGGCAGUGAACAGCCCGUCCUACUUGAACGGUGGGCCCCUGGUCUACUAUCAGGUGGAGCAGAGGCCAGUCCUGGGGGUGAAAGGAGAGCCUAGCGCAGAAGACGUCCCGCCUUCUUUCCCCAAGGAGAAGGAUCUGAAUGUCUUCUCUCUCCCGGUUACCUCACUGGUGGCUUGUAGCCCCACAGACCCAGCUGCCCUGUGUAAGUCAGAAGUGGGGAAAGCGUCCACCCUAGAGGCGCUAGUGCCCGAAGGCUGUAACCCUGACGAGCCUGAGAGCGAAGACUUCCGCCCCUCUUGGUCCCCCUCGAGCCUCCCCUUCCGCACGGACCAUGAAGAGGGCCGUGCGAUGGAGAAAACCUCACAGCAGAGUGAGGACAGGCCCCCCGAAGAUUCUUCCCUAGAACUCCCUCUGGCAGUGUGAGCUGGGGAUGGAGAUUCUGCCUCUGACCCAUUCUCUAUUUAUUCCCUUAUUUUAUCUAACACCGUUUCAAAACAAAACUGUAGAAGCAGCUGCUACGCCCAUGUUAUUUUAUUGGGGUCUUGGGGGGAUGGGUGGGAAAGAAUCGUUUGUACGAGUAUUUUUUAAAGGGUAAACAGAACCAAGGAGACCGGUCCCAGCUGGAUGUGGGGAGAGUCUCGGGGCAGAGGAGGCCGCACAGUGCUGAAUACUGAGCUUUCUGGGCCGUUGGAACAAAGAACGAGGAUCUCACAGGAGAAGCUGGGUAAUUCGAGCAGCUAUUCUUUAUGUAGGGACCAGAACGCAAUAAUUUGAACAGCGUGGCAAAGCUCCCUUCUUUCCUGAGCUCCAGGUGGGGAAGAAGCUCAAGUUUUCUCAUCGGUCACCCUGAUACCCCACUUUGGUGCAUAACGCAGUUGGAGUACCAUCUGGCCAGAUCUAGAGAGGAACGGGUAGAAGGGUCUCUGCUUCUGUAGAAAACCUCCAGAAUUUAGAAAAACUUAACCUGCCUUCCCUGGCCCCCCGUUUGGUAAAUUUUUAAGUUAAUAUUUGACACGUUUGGUGUCCUCCGACCUGUUCCCCACACUGGGGAUUCCUGGUCUGUAACUUGAAUUCUUUCUUUCACAUGUUCUUAGGUACUAGAGUUAAACUUGCCUAUUUGUCUCCCCCGCCCCCUUUCUUUUUCCCUUGAAGAGAAAGCUAGAUUGGCUGGGGAUGUGGCCUAAAGAGCCUGAGGCUUGUGCCUGUGUAAUGCCGGCUCCGUCAGGCAGCUUCAGGCCGGGGCUCACACGUCCCACAGGAGGCAUAUAUGGAGCAUUGCCUGUGUCCGAAAGAGGCAGCAGGAAAAGGCUGCUGUCUGCAAAGAAGUGGACUUGAUCUGUGCCAUGCUUGCUUUUUCACCCAGGUUCCUCCCGCCCCGCUCUGGGAGGUUUGAGCUUUAAAGGAAUGCAGGACGUGGCAAUCUAAAGUCACCAACUAGUUUUUGUCCUUUUCUUUCUGUACUACCCUUGUGGUCCUUGGAUAUACAGGGUUAAGAGAGUUUUGCUAUUCCAGUCCCCCCCGCCCUGACAACUGCAAAUGUUUAUUGGAUCCCUCCAACUUGAUACAUAAAAAUUGGAAGCCAAACGAAUUCUUAAUUGCUACACACAGCUCCCAGGUUCCAGAAUGAUAUAUUAUGGGACCUUCCCACAGUUCUCUUUGCGUCCAUUUUAAAAUGGAGUCAGUAGGGAGCAAAAAACACUCUCCACUAGCAUCCUUUACAUCACACUUCACUUCUGGUAUGGUUUAUUGACCAAGAAAGAACAAGUGGAAAACUGUUUGCUUUUGGUGGGGAGAGAACUCUUCCUACUUACCUUGCUCACAUAGCCUUUUCUUGUGGGACGUGAACGCACUCUUUAUGUAUGUCACAGCAACAUUUCACCUAGAAAAUCUCUAAACUGAGCCUGUGAGGCCUUGUACUUAAACGGAUACGUCUUUUAACCCAGUCUGCCUCUCCAGUUCAUUCCUGGUUUUGCUUGGUUUUACAUUUGGAGGGGAGUUCUUCAGUACAAGACCUUGUCCCUCCCCAUCCUCUAGCCUCACAAGAGAGUCUUAAGCACCCGAGAUGUAGACACUAUCCCAAGCCAAGCCACACUCCCCCACGAUCGGCCAUCCCCUUGAAUAGAAGGCUGAAGCUUAAACUGCAAACUUUCUUCCUGAAAGCUUAUAUUGGGAGGGGAGCGUGGGCUCUAAACAUUCCCUCCUUAGGAAGGCUCCAGCCUCACCUUUGGAAGUGGAUUCCACCUGCUUGGUAAGAGACACUUUAGCCUUUGGGGUCAAGCCAAGAAUUGGAAUCUCAUUAUUAAACUCAUUGCCAGCCCCCAAGAGAUUUGAUUUUUCUGAAAAACUAGUUUCUUAAUCCAAGUCCGUCCCUCCAGGAACAACACUUCUGGCUCCCGCCGAUCCCGAGUUUUUAAAUGCUGAAAUAUUAACACUGAGCAUUAACUGUCUUGUUAAGCAAAGGGCCUUUUCUACAACCUAGUCCAUCUCGUUUCUGGUGCUACCUGAGCUGGAUACAGUUCUCGCUCAUGGUUGCUAGAAAAGCUAAGCCUAGGCCUCUGAUCACAGGACCGUACGGCUUCAGUCCCACUCAGUCUAGGCCUAGAUAAAAGAAAUCUCUUAUUACUGCAACUCUUAAGAUUUUCCAGUUUCCUUUCUCAUAUACUGUACACAGGUAGUAUUUUCAAUGUGAAUCCAAAGCUUGUCUGGUUCUCUGAAAACAUUUUUUUUUUUUUUUUUUUUUUUUUUUUUUGCCUUUUAGGUCCUUUACAUUGUGAUAAUGCUGUA